Molecule: messenger RNA, 420 nt
Organism: Knipowitschia caucasica
Lineage: Eukaryota; Metazoa; Chordata; Actinopteri; Gobiiformes; Gobiidae
Source: the annotation of a GenBank genome assembly
AUGGAUGGCAGAGUGUGUGUUUGUAGCUGGAGUGUCCCACUCGAGAGGCAGGCGGAGCACGGCAGGCGGAGCACGGCAGGCGGAGCACGGCAGGCGGAGCACGGCAGGCGGAGCACGGCAGGCGGAGCACGGCAGGCGGAGCACGGCAGGCGGAGCACGGCAGGCGGAGCACGGCAGGCGGAGCACGGCAGGCGGGCCGCGGCGGUGGCCGCCAACAGAGCGAGGGGACUGGGCGAAGGAGGCGCAGACACCGGGGAAGGCGAGGCGGCGAAUAAAGAGCUGAAACUCUACGACAACAAGAUCAUUGAGUGCAAGUUCGAACACAACACCUGGGUUUUUAUGCGGCAGAGAGUCGACAAGAGCUUCCCCAACUCCUACGACACGGCCAUGGGUGAGUGUCGGACCAUGCUAACACGCUAG